AUGACACCUUUCAGCAGCGGCAGGCCCAGGUACCAGAUUCCUCACAUUCCAGACGGGCCCAUGCCUACCGCUACUGCUACCGCUACUGCACCCACCCCAGCUGCAAUUACUGGUGUAGCCGCAGCUCCGACCGGUCCAACUUCUGUCCCUCCAAUAGCGAACAGCGCUGCAGGGGUUAACAAGUUCUUCGACAAAUGCGGGACUCAUGUUUUGCGCGUCACAGACGUAGGCGGAACAAUCCAAAACUCAGUCGCACUUUACACGAUGAGAGGAUACUACUACACCAUCAAAGCUGGAGUUCGCCAUGUACUUCUCAACAUCAAUCCUUGCACAAGCGCGUUCUUCAACAACAUCAGGUGGGAGCGGGAAUGCGUUUCGAGAGGAUUGCGGGUCCGCAUCCAACUAGGCCGCGGUAACAAACAGUCUGAUCUAGCGACGUUUACCUGCCUGAACACCUGUCAAGCUCGGGUCAAAACAAUUCAGGGACUGGAAUGUGCUCACCCAUCUACAGAACAAGUUCACUUCACUCGCACCAAGACACUUCUCAAUCCUAAGGAUACCUCGGCCGUCGAAAAUUACAUCCGAACUUUGGUAGAUGAUCGACAACGUCGAGGACAUGGUCGUUGAGCGCAUUAAGGACUGGGUCAAAAACAACCGGUUCCGUCUGCCCAAGAACAUCAUCAAUUAUCAAGACGGGGUCUCAGAGGGACAGUACAAAUCAUUCGCGAGGAAG
Macroventuria anomochaeta is the source of this 733-nucleotide messenger RNA. RefSeq lists its product as uncharacterized. The transcript has 5 exons. The record is from RefSeq and is a predicted model, not a curated record. Lineage: Eukaryota; Fungi; Ascomycota; Dothideomycetes; Pleosporales; Didymellaceae. The coding region runs from base 1 to 627 and encodes 208 amino acids.